This is a messenger RNA of Perkinsus marinus ATCC 50983, 1080 nucleotides long. RefSeq lists its product as hypothetical. The transcript is spliced from 5 exons. The record is from RefSeq and is a predicted model, not a curated record. Bases 51 to 1028 code for a protein of 325 amino acids. NCBI's taxonomy places the organism in Eukaryota, Perkinsozoa, Perkinsida, Perkinsidae.
CAUUACUUCAUUCAGCGAGUUCCUGGUCGCAGCAAAAUAAUGAGCUGACUAUGGUCCCCGAAGAUCUUCCCUCGAUAACUUACCGACACGCGUUUGUGGUGAUUGGACGAGCCAAUAUCUAUUCGGAGUUUGUCAAGAUGGUGUGUGGAAGCGAGUCUAAUCGAUUUACAAUAUGUCGGAAAAGUGAAUCGACAAUUCAUGGAGGAGAUUCUUCCGUUUGUGAAUCAAAUCGAUCUAAUAUAAGUUCGCCUUCGCAUGGCAGAAUUGACUUCAAUCGAAGACAGAAUACUCGACAAAGGAGAAACUGUGGCAAUAAAUGCUAUUGUCAAAUCGAGGCCCCACCUCCACUACCUCGUUCAGUGUCCGUCAUCCGGUCCCGUACAAGUUCCCUUAGUCUACCCCAAUCCCCCGAGCCUAGUUGUACCUCCCUUUCUGACUCGGCGUCGAGGCGGUGGAUUCAGCGGAGUACUAUCGUCAGUCGAGUUUCAUUCGACAAUGUAUCCCAUAAAUACUCAUCUUACAUGCCUCGACUUACCACUACAACUGGUGUCCUCAACACGGCAUUGGUAUUCCUCCUAUCAUUGGAUCCUCCUCCUCCUCACACCAAGAAGCCCGUCGCUGCCACUAACGCCUGUAUUUCAGAAUGUCUCAGAUAUCUCGCUGCCGGCGAUAGUGAUACUCGCUCAGAAUGGGAUGUCCUGAUGGACGACAUCACCAUGUUGGAGUUGCGACUUCGACAAUGCCAUAGGAUGUUGGAUAAUUGUGGUAAACGGUUCGGCAAGCCUCUAGUAUGUCUAGUAGUGCUCACCGCCGAUCAAAACGUGUCCGGACGGAAACUUUGCAGUAGACGUCAAGAUCACCGACUAGCAGUGGAAGAUCUGUGGCGGAAAUGGGGUCCGAGUGGCGAGCACGUCCUGGCUGAUCGUCACGACUACGAGUGGAACGGGGAGAAGCUGCACAGUCUCGUAUGUGACCUUUCAGAGCGGCUCGCUCAGCGAUGGCAAUCGAGCAGUGUUAUGGUCUUAUGACUUGUUUAUCUCAGUUUAGCACGUUUUGAGCCGUUCAAGUGCUUUUUCCUAA